AUGCAACAACAACCAACAUACUUUGAUAAAUCAGAAUAUAUAGAGACUUUAAAUGGUAAUAAAGUUAGUAAAAAGUCAAUACUAUGUGGUAUUAUGAAUAUAAGAUUACAUGGAAAGACUAUAAUAAAGCCAGGUGUUUUAGUUAGAGGUGAUCUAGCAAAUGUAAAUAUAGGAAGAUUGUCAAUAGUAGAGGAAAACACAGUGAUCAGACCAUCUUAUAAAAAGUUUAAAGGUUCAAUCGCUUAUUUCCCACUGAAUAUAGGUGAUCAUGUUAUUAUUAAAGAGGAUACUGUUAUCAGUGCUGCAACUAUUGGUUCAUAUUCAAAAAGAUGUAUAUUAAAGGAUUGUUGUAUGAUACCGGAUAAUACUAUAUUACCACCAGAUACAGUUGUACCACCAUUCACUAUAUAUCAAGGUUUCCCAGGUACAAUGAAAGAAGAAUUGCCAGACUGUUUCGAACAAUAUAUGAAAGAUUUAACUACGAAUUGCUAUGAUUCGUUUAUUGGACAAUCAGCGACAUCAAGUACAUCAUCACCAAGUGUAUCGACACCAGUCAAACAGGUGCCGUCCUCACCGAUUUCCACUACACCAACACCACAAGGUCAAGAUUAA
This is a messenger RNA of Heterostelium album PN500, 612 nucleotides long. It is a transcript of the gene dynE, whose product is annotated as dynactin subunit 5. The record is from RefSeq and is a predicted model, not a curated record. Bases 1 to 612 code for a protein of 203 amino acids. The transcript is spliced from 4 exons. NCBI's taxonomy places the organism in Eukaryota, Evosea, Eumycetozoa, Acytosteliales, Acytosteliaceae.